CCGGGCGCGUCUCCCCGCCCCAGGGGGACGUGUCCCGGCGAGGCUGCGGGAGAGCCCCCGCCCUCGCAGGGGGAGCUUGGGGGCGGAGUGGGAGGAGCCCACUCGAGUUCCGCCUCAGCAGUUAUGGCCGCGUAGAGUCUCCUCAGCGGUAGUGCUCGGACAUGGGCCUGCCCCGGGCCGGCAGCUUGAGGCAGCGAGUCUCCCCGGCGAAAAACACCAAUAUUAGAGACAUUUAAACAGCCAUACUAUCCUUGAAGGGACAUAAGUAACCGUACAUUAACAUGCCUGCUGUGGCUUCUGUACCUAAGGAACUAUACCUCUGUACUUCGUUGAAAGAUCUUAACAAGAAAACAGAAAUAAAAGCAGAGAAGACCAGUACAAAAAAUUAUGUGCAGAGUGCCCUUAAGAUCUUCAAGGCAGCAGAGGAAUGCAGGUUGGACAGAGAUGAAGAAAAGGCCUACGUCCUAUAUAUGAAAUAUGUGACUGUAUAUAAUCUUAUUAAAAAAAGACCUGAUUUCAAGCAACAACAGGAUUACUUUCAUUCUAUACUGGGACCUACAAACAUAAAAAAAGCUAUUGAAGAAGCUGAAAGACUCUCAGAGAGUCUGAAACUGAGAUAUGAGGAAGCUGAAGUUCGGAAAAAGCUUGAAGAGAAAGAGAGACAAGAAGAGCAGCAGAAAAAGCAAGAAGUAAAAGAUGAUGGAAAGGCUUUAGCCAAACACUCUUCAGAAAAUGCAGUAGAUUCCAAGGAAAAAAACCAAAGGAUCAAUGGUGAGAAGAAGGGUUCAGUGGAAAGAAAAGAUCAACUUGACAGAUUGAGUGCUCCUGUAUCUCAAGGAGCAAUCACUGCUGAGAAACUGUUUCCAAUGAUGAUGGACAAAAACAUUGAAUUGCUCAUAAUGGAUGCUCGAAGCUUGAAAGAUUAUCAGGAAUCCUGUAUUCCAAAUUCCAUCAGUGUUCCAGAAGAGGCUAUCAGUCCUGGAGUCACUGCUAAUUGGAUUGAAGCUAAACUCCCAGAUAGUUCUAAAGAUCCGUGGAAGAAGAGGGGACAUGUUGAUUAUGUUGUGCUACUUGACUGGUUUAGUUCUGCAAGAGACUUGCAGCUGGGAACAACUCUACAUAGCCUGAAAGAUGCACUUUUUAAGUGGGAAAGUAAAACUAUACUGCGGAGUGAGCCUUUAGUCUUAGAAGGAGGUUAUGAGACCUGGCUUCUUUGCUAUCCCCAACACACAACAAAUGCUAAAGUAACUCCACCACCGCGUGACAAGAGUGAAGCGGUGUCUGUCUCUUUGGAUUUUACUUAUCCCUCUCUGGAAGAGCCAGCUCCUCCACCACCACCUGUUGUCCAUGUAAAGCCCACUCCAGUAGAAGUGACUGAGAAUGACGAAAUGGGAAGUAAUCAAGAGGGGAGGACAGGAUCAUAUAACACACCAACUCCAAGUGCACCAGUUGCGGCUACCCCUCAGACUGAUGGUUCACAUGUAGUCCACCCAAUACACGCUGUGAUAAAUGUCCCACAGAUUGAUCGUACUAAAAAGCCUUUAGCAAAAUUUCUUGAUGAUGUUAAUAGUCCAAAAUCUGAAGGUACAACUCUUGACAAACAUCUUAUUCAGAAUGGAAGAAUGAUUCCAGAUCGAUCCACAAAGCCACCAUUUGAUGCAAAGACCAUGCUGACAGAAGAAGAGAAAAGCCGCAUACACGCAGAAACAGCUUCCAUGUUGGAGAAGAGCAAACGGGAAAAAGAAUUGCGGGAAAGACAACAAGAGAAACAAAGAGAGAAGCUCAAAUUGGAGAAACAGGAACAGGAAGAAAAGGAGCACCGAGAAAAGCUACAACAGGCAAAAGAAGAGAGAGAGAGGAGACAGGAGGAAGAUCAGGCAAUUAAGGAACAAAAGGAAAAGGAAGAACAAGAGAGAGCGCGCAAAGAAGUAUUAGAAGCAAAAAGACAAAAUAAAACUGAACAUGAAAACACUGCUGCAAAAAAAUCUGAGCUUGAAAAAGUACCUAUGGAAGAAAGAGCAAAGGGAACUCAAACACCAGAAAUGCAGAGGCGUGCGUUAGGAGAUACAUCUGUGACAGGAGUGUCAGUCUCAAGCAAGCACACUGGGGUUAAAGAACAACCAGAAAGUGGAGCUCAAAGAGAGGAUACUGAACAAGAUACUGAAAGACUUAAAUCCCAGCGGGAGCCGUUGAUUAGAGCACGAAGUGAGGAAAUGGGGAGGAUAGUACCAGGAUUGCCUGCAGGCUGGGCAAAGUUUCUGGAUCCAAUCACUGGGACGUUUCGUUAUUACCACUCGCCAACAAAUACUGUUCAGAUGUAUCCUCCAGAAAUGGCUCCUUCAUCCACCCCUCCAUCCACUCCACCAACUCAUAAAGCCAAGCCACAGGUGACUGCUGAAUGGGACAGAGAACACCCCAAAUUGAAGCGAUCCUACUCUUCACCAGACAUAACCCAAGCCAUUCAGGAGGAAGAGAAGAAGAAAAUUCCUGCAACUCCUGCAAUCAGUCGUGAAAAUAAACCAGUAUGUUACACUAAAGCUGAAAUCUCAAGGCUCUCUGCACCACAGAUUCGUAAUCUCAACCCUGUGUUUGGGGGAUCAGGACCAGCUCUCACAGGGCUUCGUAAUUUAGGGAACACUUGCUAUAUGAACUCCAUAUUGCAGUGUCUCUGCAAUGCACCACUUCUGGCUGAUUAUUUCAAUAGAAAUUUGUAUCAAGAUGACAUUAACAGGUUAAAUCUCUUGGGGCAUAAAGGCGAAGUGGCAGAAGAGUUUGGCAUCAUAAUGAAAGCAUUGUGGACAGGACAAUACCGAUAUAUCAGUCCAAAAGAUUUUAAAAUUACAAUUGGGAAGAUCAAUGACCAAUUUUCAGGAUACAGUCAACAAGACUCCCAAGAAUUGCUCCUGUUUUUAAUGGAUGGGCUGCAUGAAGACCUAAAUAAAGUAAGUAAUUCCCUGCUGAUAAAUCACGCAUCUCAGUCAGAUUGUAGAACAGAAAUAUAAAAUGUUUAGUGGCAGAAGUUUUGUGCUGUUAUGAAGAUGGAAAUAAGUGGUACAAUGUAAGGACUGGAUUGAAAAAUUUCUAUGUAUGCAAUUGCAUCUCUGCUUUAUGCACCCAGGGCUCAGAUUCUCUGCUGUGCUGAGUUUGCAUUUGACUCAGGUGGGUGUUUUUUGUUUUGUUUUGGUUUUUUUUCCAAAGCCUCCUUUCCCAUCCCCUGAUCUUGGGCUGCCCAAGCUGUAUUCAGACACUCUGUGCCCUGCCCCUGGCCCACCUCCUAUAUAGAGCAGAUGGGACAGGUGGUAUAGAGUCAGCUAUGCUAGCUUUGCACUACCAAGAACUUCCUUAUAUCGGGAACUCUGAGCUGCUCUGUUAUGGGUAGCUUUUUGGCUGCUUUAGGACAAAGUAGCUGGAGGAGGAGCCAAAAAUUGAGCCCAGAUACUGCAAUUGAGAAAUUAAAUGAGUAUUUAGACACACGAAUGGCCAUUUAGAUACAAGUGGCAAUUUGCACAUUGUUACCUAGGUUUAGCAUGAGCCCAUUUGUAAAAAGAGCGUUUCCAUGAUUUAAAAAUGGUGAUCUCUCCAAA
Gopherus flavomarginatus (Mexican gopher tortoise) is the source of this 3584-nucleotide messenger RNA. RefSeq names its product ubiquitin specific peptidase 8 (gene USP8). Gene Ontology annotation, cellular component: extrinsic component of endosome membrane; postsynaptic density; midbody. The transcript is spliced from 16 exons. The coding region runs from base 282 to 3002 and encodes 906 amino acids. Gene Ontology annotation, molecular function: cysteine-type deubiquitinase activity. NCBI's taxonomy places the organism in Eukaryota, Metazoa, Chordata, Testudines, Testudinidae. The record is from RefSeq and is a predicted model, not a curated record. Gene Ontology annotation, biological process: protein K48-linked deubiquitination; protein K63-linked deubiquitination; endosome organization.